CCACUACUUUCCUCUUCUGCACAGUCAACACCAAUAUUUAGUAGUUCUGACAGCAUUGAAUUCAUGAUGCACCCCACAUCUCACGCAAAUCACCUUCCCCCACCAGAGAUGACUUUUUAUAGGACAAAUGUCAUUGGCAGGGUUUUCAAGAAAAACCAUGGAUUUGAUCAAAAAUCUUACUUGGGGCUCAUUUUCUUCAUCUAUUUGAGACGUCCACAUCAGAAACGGACACAGCUUCCCGUGGUUUUUGUACAGGGAUUAUAGGUACCCUGUUUCAAUUUGGGCAGGGAAAUGGGAUUUAUAAUCUAAACGAGAUUUUGGUGGAUAUUUUUGGAAUCGGGAUGAUUUGGUGAGGGUAGGUACGCAGUAGCUUUGGUAAAGUCUAAGCUAUAAAUAGUUGGGGGUUGAACCCACGGUGAUAUUCCUCCUUGCAGUUAAAUUUGGCCUUGCGCUGUCCUUUUUUCUGAUGCGUCUGUUAUGUUGACGAUUUCUUCUUUCCCGCUGCAUGCUCCGUAGAUUUUUACGUAUAAAGGAGGAUGGGAAAAGAGGUGGAAAUGAUAAGUGGCCCAGCUGGCCCUGCUCAUUGGACGGCGAAAAUGGAAUUAGCGGAACGCCACAGGCGCUGCCAUUCACUGCUCCCUUUGUAUUUAAAUGCCGGCGUUAUUGACGGUCUACGUUGGAUAAGGGGGUAAAUAAGCAGAGGGAAAGACAGAGGCAGACGCAGACACGCACCACAAGAUAUAAUUGUGGUGGGAUGGAGGGAAUGUGCGUUUGUCUUGGUCAGAGCAGAGAAAUGGGAAUUGGGCAUUCUCUGCCCCGUCUGCCCUUACAUAACCGAACAGUCUUUAAAAAUGGGCUCCACGCCGGCACACCAUUUCCGUUGGGUGUUCUGGUUUAUCGCAUCACCGUGCGGUCAGAGUCAUGGCCAUGUUGCUGCAACGCAAAUAAUGGAUAACACAAUGUCCCUUUAUUUCCUCGUGCUUCCCUCCCCUAGUCUACUCUACUCUCCUUCACCCUGGGUUACCUUACCCGCGCAUUCCACAGAUCGCAAUCCUCGCCGACGUCCGCCUACCCAUGACCUUAAACACCUUGCCGCCCUUAAACAUAAUUACAAUUCCCAUUCUCUCCUGUGAGCAUAUACCCUGCUGCUGCUAUUGUUUCUAUCCUGUCACAAUUACGUUUCUCUUACCAGUCAAGCAUGUCUAAGAAGCGAGGAUUUGAAGGGGACACCGCUGCAGACGAGGAUAUGAGAAAACUGGCGGUGAAGCACGCAAGCCUCAAGCAGGACUACAAUGAAUUGCAGAGGGAAACUAGGGCGUUGAAAAAAAGAGUGCAAAGAGCAAAGCUGAAGAAGGAUAAUCUUAUGGCAGAAGUCAGAUUCUUGAGGCGCAGAUAUAGGCAUCUAACAAGACAACCAUCAGAGGUGCAAGUUAAUGUGGCGCCGUUUCAUAACCCUUCUGCAGCUGUUUUGUCAGUUAGAGGAGCUGAACGCAAUAAUGUGAUAAAUCCAAUACAAUCAUUACUUGCACAGCCUAUGGCUGCAAAAUACAAGAAUGCAACUAUGUAUACAUCCUUUGAAGAAGAGGCUGCAUGUCUGGCUUCAAGGAACCAACCUUACGGAUCAGCCACUUCUCCCCAUCCUUAUGAAAAUCCCCCGGUUGCAAGAGAGUUUCAGGUAUUCUGGGAGCCACUGAGGACGUCAGACCGACAAGAAGCUCCAUCACAUCAUGAAACUCCUAAAAGGAAAUCUGUUCUUGAAAAUGGUGGAUUAGUUGCUGAUCUGAACUUGUCAAUUUUUAAAGACAUCCCAAAUGUAUUUGUUCUACCUAACAGAGUCGGAAAACCAAAAGUUUCCUGGCAGGAUCAAAUGGCUUUGAAAGUGUAAUCGAAAGCCAGUAUUCUAUCAUUCUUUUUCAAUCAUUCAGGAAGAGAGAUUUUAAGUUGUCAAGUAAGCUUUUGUCUUUGAGGAGGAAUCCUGUGUAUAUGGCUCAUGGUCACCUCCAUCAUCGUUUUUGUCGAUUUACAAAGGAAGCUUUCUAAUAUAUUAUUAUUGAUUAUUCUCACCUGAGUAAUGUUAGCAGUAGUCAUUGCUAACAACCCCCUUGUAUUUAAAUCGCUAUCGAGCAAUGGAAAUUGAUUCUUAAUAAUCUUUGAA
Molecule: messenger RNA, 2155 nt
Organism: Cryptomeria japonica (Japanese cedar)
Lineage: Eukaryota; Viridiplantae; Streptophyta; Pinopsida; Cupressales; Cupressaceae
Exons: 4
Coding region: 1199-1885 (228 amino acids)
Source: RefSeq, a predicted model, not a curated record